Aaosphaeria arxii CBS 175.79 is the source of this 1095-nucleotide messenger RNA. Its product is annotated as Elf1-domain-containing protein. Gene Ontology annotation, cellular component: transcription elongation factor complex. NCBI's taxonomy places the organism in Eukaryota, Fungi, Ascomycota, Dothideomycetes, Pleosporales. Gene Ontology annotation, biological process: transcription elongation by RNA polymerase II. The transcript is spliced from 4 exons. The record is from RefSeq and is a predicted model, not a curated record. Bases 313 to 705 code for a protein of 130 amino acids. Gene Ontology annotation, molecular function: RNA polymerase II complex binding.
CAAACUACGAGUAUCUGACUACUAGUCGAUUACCUUGAACUCGUACUUGAUCCCAAUCCCAAAACUACGAUUUAUCAACCCUUAUACUUACCUAGUUGUCCAAACUCAAACUCGACUGAAUCUUACGUCCGGCGCACUCGCUUUCCCGAAUACCCGCAACACAGGACCUCAAGGCCCACGCGACAGCCCACCCGUAUCUCUUUCAUCCUCGAAGAACGCGCCAGUAAUCAGUACUGCCUGCGCGCAUUCGAAUAGCAACAGCGACAGCACCAAACCCCCUCGAAAAGUACUCCUUCACCCACACUAUCAAUCAUGGGUAAGCGGAAAUCUGCGAAGAAACCCCAGGGCCCAAGAAAGAAAGAAAGACUGAACACAACGUUUCUAUGCCUCUUCUGCAACCACGAGAACUCAGUGAGCGUGACUAUUGACAAGAAGGCGGGAGUCGGAAACCUGCACUGCAAAGUCUGUGGCCAGGUCUUCCAAACCAAGAUUAAUUUCCUUUCCGCUCCUGUCGACGUGUAUGCAGACUGGCACGAUGCUUGCGAUGCAGUCUCCAAGAAGCCUGAUGAGGGAGCUGGUAGAUCGAUCAACCGGACUGCGGGACCGCCGCGACCCGCCGCCGCCGCUGGAGGCGAUGACAUGGACGAUUUCAUCGAAAACGACGAGCCAGAUGCGGAGGGCGAAUUCGACGACGACGACAUCUGAUCAAAGCAUCAAAACACUGUUGUACAACAUUGACAUCAUUUGUGGCGGAGCUCAAGGGGUGGCAUAAAAGGCGUUUGGGGGUGUUAUCUUGUAGCUACGGCGCAUGGGAAAGAGAUCAAAGCAUGAUCCGGGCGGCUAGAAUGGCCACGGAAUCGAAUUGCGCCUUAAUGCGUAUGUCAUAUGCUAUAAUAAAAAUCCAACUCUUUCAAUGAGUUGGCCGCAUAGUGGUUCGCCACUUUUCUUUACUUGCGGUUCAUAAGAGCGUAAGAUGAUCAAUCGGACAUUUACCGUCGAGAACUUUAGAUGUUUCCACAAUGUUUCUUCUUGAUUUGGGGGCCUGUUACAUGGUGUAAAAGCGGUCACCGAAAUCUCCUAGUCCUGGUACGAUAU